Babesia ovata is the source of this 4437-nucleotide messenger RNA. Its product is annotated as Ribosome-binding protein 1. The record is from RefSeq and is a predicted model, not a curated record. The transcript has a single exon. NCBI's taxonomy places the organism in Eukaryota, Apicomplexa, Aconoidasida, Piroplasmida, Babesiidae. Bases 1 to 4437 code for a protein of 1478 amino acids.
AUGGUGGCUGGAAUUAAGCUCGGCACUCUUAAGGAGUGUCUCCAGUUCUUGCACUGGUUGCAUAAUGGCAAGCUGGGAAAGGGGAUGCAAAGCCUAAUAUCUAGUCGCCUGAAAAGGCUCCUCGAGAAGAGGUAUAACACUGUUAAUCCGACACAAAUUGAAAACGCGCUGUCUGCAUUCCUUAGCAGUGUACAUACAUUUCACAAUAAAUUAUGCACUUCUCCACGCGGUUCUUAUGCUGGCCCUCAAACCGCUAAAAAUGUCCUCAACACUUUGCUUGACUGCGUGCCCAAACUGCUUGCUGCCGUGUACUUUCUGCGGUACCAGGUGGACAGACGGUUCGAAGCACUGGGAGGAGGGGGGUGGGCGGACCAACAGGUUGGGGUGAUUGCACUGUACGCUUCACUUGGCGGAGGGUUGGUUGCAAAGUUCGCAAAUAUGACCGGUCCAGUAGACAAGUACCUCACUGCUGAAUCCGGCACUGACUACGGUGGUGUGAUACCUGGAGGCUUCGAUCCUAGUGAGUUGAGGCAAGGUCAUCUUCAAGGUUAUUCCGAAGCUUCUCAAAUGGCCGGUGACCUUCAAAGCAUCAUGGAAAAGCAUGCCGGUCAAAAUAAGCAAAACUAUUUCCUCGAUGUCUAUUCCACAACAGUAAUUCCAGACUCCGGUGCUGACACCGCUAACGUCGCCAACGCUCUUCGGUUGGUGCAAGAUUUCUGCAGGAUAUUUGGAAAGAUCGAAAAUAAAGAAGAUUUUGAAAAACAUUUAUACACUAAACAUAAAUGCAUAGACAUGGAGCAAUUAAAAACACAUUGCAAGAUACUUAAUGAGUCUCUCGGCAAAAUAUUCACCGCCAGCCGAUUUUCCUUUACCGGAUAUGCGCGGCAAGAUGAAUUCCUUAUCGACCAAUAUAUCGCCAAGAAGAUGGCCAGUUGGUUCAAACAGAAUUUGCAUAAAGUGAAAGAUAGUGUGAAAAAUAUUAAGGCCUUUAGCGAUGUAAGUCAUCUGAAGAAGCUGAAGGGCAGUAAAGCCCUGCGUCCGGAAGAGUCCAAGGCCCUUCAAAAUUAUUUUACCAACAACUUUAUUACUUACGGGUUCACGUUUUAUUCUAACAGCUAUACCACAAAAAAUGCCCCGUAUGAUCUUUUGCAAAAGGAGUGGGACAGCGCAAUCCGUGAGCUUAAGAGCAGUGACGGCGGUUUACAGAGGCUUGUGGAAAUUUUGAAUGGUCAACAGUGUCAAGCACAAGAGGAACAAAGAAAACAAAGGCGAAAUGAACGGCAAGAUGAUGAUCAACCUGAAGAAAUAGAUGAAGAAGCUCUGGAGGAGCCUGCGGAUGAACUGUUGCGGGAGGAUGGGCAGAUAGUUGAGGUCAUACCGCCUAAAAAGCCUGAGGUUCCGCCUGCCAAGGUUUCUGAAGUAACAGAAAAGAAAGCUGAUGGAACUCCCAACCAAGGCAAGAAGGCGGAGGGAACUCCAAAUCAGAAUAAUGGUCGAAGUGGAGAUACGUCUUCAGGUUCAGCAACCGUGAAGUCUCCUGCUCCAGCUGCGCCUCCCGGUAAGGAUGGAGGGUCAGGCCCGGCAGGGCCUACUGGUCAAGUGACUACGAUGUCUUCUUCGGCUCAAGAUACAUCAGUUCGAAGUGGUGAUCAUACGCAACGAACUGCUGAUACAGUAUCGCCAGUUCCUCCCCUUCCGCCUCCUCCCCCCAGUGGGCCUGCCUCCUCUGGUAUGCCAGGUGUCCAGGGUCAAGGUUCACCGGCCGGUGUUCCUACUGGUCACCAAUCUGCUCCCCCUCAUGGCAACGUGCUUACUCAGCAUACAGGUGUUUCAGGUUCAAGCCCUGGGUCACCUGGUUGUCAGGUGACUGGUCAAAAUGCUGGUCAGGACGCUAGUCAACAAAUUACUCAACUAACAAGUCAAGUUGUUGAUCAAAAUGUAAGCAGUGGCGCUACUCCGUCGGGUGUUAAAACGUCCAGUAAAGUUAUUGUAAGAGACAAUUUCGGAGAUGGAGGGCAGGCAGGCAAGGAUGAUAGUUGGUGGGGGGAAAAUGAGUGGAUUUAUAAAGAGGAUGUGAAAGGAAAAUGGAUACGGAAGCAACAAGAGGAUGAGUGGCUGAAAACGCAAGAACAGAAAGAUCUUGAACAGCAAAGAAGAUUGCAGCAGCAUUUGCGCCGUUUCCAGCAGCAUAAAAGCCGUUACACUGCACCCACCCCUAUUACUAUUCCGGAGCCGAUUGAUUUUAGCGUUGACGGCAACGUAGUUUAUUAUGACAGUGACACGGAACUGCAGGGGAAAAGGGACGUGUUUGAUCUGCGUAAUGAGCGAUAUAUGAAUUCACUCCGUGUGGAAACACUACGAAAAAUCGAAGAAAAGCAUAAACUUCAAAAGGAAGCGGCGGGGCGUUAUAAAACGUAUGAGGAACACAAAUACAUUAAAGGCCAGCAGGAUGCUGGCGACGUGUUCACUGGUAUUGUACCGUCAAACGCCGGAGGCAUGCCAAAAGUUUCUGUGCCCAAAGUCUUGGCAUCUAUUGUUCCCAUCGGAUAUCCGAUUAAGCCGCCGAAAUGGUCGAGACCUCCGAAAAACCCGCAGCAAGUGAGAUCUAUGCUGGACGUCACAAGCCACCGUGUUUUGCAACCUGACCCAAUGCGUUCAACCAUUCCGUCAGAGACCAUCGCCCCUCCCAUGUCCUUGAUGACGGAAUUCAGCGGAUCGCCUACUGAUGAAGCAAAGGGGGGAUUUCGCAUCUCCGCUCUCCCCCAAAUUGACUUUCAAAUCGACAAACCCUACACUCCGGAUGUCAUUUACGACGCUGAGAGGAUUCAAUACAUUCCGCCCCCUGCUGUAAGACACAAGAAUAUUGCGUCACCGUCUGAUAUACCUCCGCAUGCCCCAUUUCCUGAAACAUUCGAUCCAGGAAGUCUUGAGUUCCCAACCGCAGACUUAUGUCUUCCUCCCUGGAUCACCCAGACGCCAACACAUGACUCUACCGAUUUCCCCGAGACAGAGCUCUUCCCCUCCGAGGUGCCGCGCACGGUCAGGGACAUGCUCAUUUGGCUGGCCGGACUGCAACACAAAAAGCAUCAAGAGACUCUGCAAAAGUGUAUUAAUAACGCAUUCAAGCGCGGAGAUUAUGACGCUUCAGAUCUCCGACUCUCAGUCAACGGUGCUGACAUCAGACCCGAAAAUGUAUUGAACAUCUUAAAGCUUCCCUCCGUGUUCGCAGCCUCGGUGAUCACCGCCAUUGAACCUAACUGGAGAGUGGCAAUAUCGUCUGUAACUUUAGCGUCUAAGGACUCAGACCAAUCCAAGGACCCUGAUUGCUGCGCCCUCCUCUGCCAGCUGCGGGACUACGUCUACGCCUGCUACUACCAAUUGGCAUUCCUGAAGUCGCAGUGUAAUCGGAACACCAAGGAAGGUGGUUGGCAGGAUUGUCAAUACGGCCGUGAUGCCAAGAUGUCCCCCCUCCAGUCCUUCCUGACUGACGCCCCCAACUCCAAGUUCAAGACUCACCCCUUCGACCCGGGUGACAUCUGCCUCAAGAGCCGUGUCAACAUGGGAUUCGAAGAGGAGGAUCUGCCUGCCACUCAGCAAACUGGCAAUACACUCUCCACCAUCUUCUCUCCCACCUGCGGCGGCGAGGACCCCCUGCUGACAUUGACCUCCUACCUCAACUGCCUCACCAGGCGGACGCCGCGCACCACCGGGGAGCUUGUGUCUUUCUUCCACAAUUUCGGGAAUGCGCUUAAUGAUGCGUUUUCAGAUAAAUUGCUGCCACUGGGCUCCGCCCUCUCCAAGUCACAUGACCACUGCCCCGACUGGGACAGCCUUGGUGACGCCGACCUCAAUGCCCUCAAGGUGUUCAGAGGCUCCGCCACUCCCAACUCCAACUCCAUCCACGACAAGGACCAUCCCAAGACCCUGUCCACACUGCUUGGUUGCGACAUCACUAAUGCCAACUGCCCACAACUCUUGAAGCCCAUCACCUACCGGGCCUACGCCCUGUACUCUUCCAGCUUCGUACACCACUACCUCAGCUGGGUGGCCUACCUAUCUGACAGACUCUGGGAGUCGCUGAAAAAGCUGAGUAUAGACAUGAAGAAGCAUUAUGGUACCAAGUGUUUAUCACUCCACCAGUGCCCCGAAGCCCUGCCCCUCCUCUACACUCACGGGUUCACUGCACCAGAAGGGACACUACAAUCACGAAUCUCCUGUUCCAAGGUCAGCGCUAAGUUGGAGGCAGUGGUCUCCGGAAAGCCUAUCGCAAGGCUCAUGACCGCCAUGGACACAUUCCUCUACGGCAUCCGUCUACCAUUCCUCUACACCAUCAUUACGCUCUGGCUCAUCGCCACGCUCUACAUCCUCGGCGUCCUACUCUACCGCAUGGACGUCCUGCGCAUCCGCUCGCACCUAAGGACGCCGACAUCGCUAUAG